Parascedosporium putredinis is the source of this 756-nucleotide messenger RNA. The record is from the annotation of a GenBank genome assembly. NCBI's taxonomy places the organism in Eukaryota, Fungi, Ascomycota, Sordariomycetes, Microascales, Microascaceae.
AUGGCGAGCUUCUUUGACCUCAAAAACAGGAAGCAGAACGGCGUGAGCGGUCAAAAGCAGGACAAGUCCGACAAGUCUGGGCAACCACCCAGAGCCCAGCCCUGGGUUGAGAAAUAUCGCCCAAAGACCCUUAGCGAUGUGGCCGCCCAGGAUCACACGACAGCCGUCCUUCAAAGGACAUUGCAGGCCUCAAUAUUCAAGAGUUUGGAUCAGUCCAAUGCCAAGGCGCGACUUCGGGAGAUCGCCGAGAAGGAAGGCGUUCCGGUGGAAAACGAAGCCUUGGACGCUCUGAUAAAGUGUAGCGAGGGUGAUUUGCGAAAAGCCAUCACCUUUCUUCAGAGCGCUGCCCGGUUAGUCGGGUCUUUGGCUGGUGGCGUGGAUAAAGAUGGGGAUGAAGAAAUGGAAGUUGAGAAGAAAGCGGUCACUGCCAAGAUCAUUGAGGAUAUCGCUGGUGUCAUACCGGACGCGACGAUCGACACGCUGGUCAAAGCCAUUAGGCCCCGAGGCACUGGUGCAGCGUACACACCAGUUGCCAAAGUGGUCGAAACGAUGGUUGCCGAUGGUUGGAGCGCUGGCCAGGUCCUGAAUCAGCUGUACCAAACCAUUGUCUAUGACGAGACAAUUCCUGACAAGCAGAAGAACAAAAUUGUCAUGGUUUUCUCGGAAAUUGACAAACGGCUGGUUGAUGGGGCCAGCGAGCACUUAUCAAUCUUAGAUAUGGCUUUGAGGAUAUCUGCUAUAAUGGCUGGUCAAUAG